GACUUCCUGCAAUGCACCCACGUCCCCUUCGUCCUCGACCCGCCCAGCCAAGCCGAAUCCGCCCGUCUGCGCGCGCACAUCGCCAAACAAAACCCGCAAGUCAAGGCCCUCCUCGAGACAGCCCCAAAGAACGACGACCAACCCCCGGAGAUCCUCACGCAGGCCCAAAAAGUCCUCGUCUUGUUUACAGGAAGCCAUCACCACUACGUCACCCCAAAAUUCUACACCCAGAGGAGAUCCGCAAGGUGGAGGGGAAAGGUCAAGAUGAGUCAGGAGAUGCGGAAGGGGGAUCGCGAGGGGGUCGUUCGGGGUUUUGCGGGGUUGGUUGGAGGGCGAGACAGGGAGGGUGAUUGCGGAGUUGGUGCGCGAGAGGGGGGAGAUGGCGGAGAGCAAGAAGGGGGAUGUAGUGUAGGUUCUGUUGAUGUUAGAGGGUAUACAUGUAUGGGUUCAAUCUGUACAGUUCACAUAAUAUACGGCGUACAUGUACAGGCUUGGAAUGUAGCAUCCUUGCGGCAAGGAUCUUCGCAUCGGUUCAUAUAG
This is a messenger RNA of Aspergillus uvarum CBS 121591, 540 nucleotides long. RefSeq lists its product as uncharacterized. The record is from RefSeq and is a predicted model, not a curated record. The annotation marks the transcript as partial. The transcript has a single exon. Lineage: Eukaryota; Fungi; Ascomycota; Eurotiomycetes; Eurotiales; Aspergillaceae.